AUGUCCAACAAAUCGGCAAAGCGCAACAAGGCACGGCGCAACAAAGAGAAGCGCGAUAGAGACGAGCUCAGAGCUGCCAACGAGUAUGAAGACACGGCGUCGGCCACCAGUACUUCUGGGGCGGGACCCAGUUCAGCCUCUGGCAUCAACUAUCUGACUGAGGAGCCGUGUCUCUUCGAGGUCCGCAGCAUCCCUGGCAAGGAUCUAGGACUGGUCGCCACAGCCGAUAUCCCCAAGGGCACUCGCAUUCUCAAGGAAGCGCCGCUCUUGGUCGUCAAGCUAGGAAAGCCUGUUCAAAUCGAGGCGGCCGUUUCUGCAGCCAUCCAAUCCUUUGGGCCGUGGAAGAAGAAGGCGCUGCUCGGCCUCUACAACUGUCACCGGGAUACCAAGUACAAACUGCAUGGGAUAUUCGUCACGAACGCCUUGCCGCGUGGGGAAGGUGCAGGCGCAGUGUUCGAGUACAUCAGCCGCAUCAACCACAGCUGCCGGCCCAAUUCCCACAUCUGCUGGAACGACAACCUCGGCAUGGAGACGGUGCACGCCAUCCGCACCAUCAGCAGCGGCGAGGAAAUCACAAUCAACUACGGCCACACAGGCGUGAGCGAGGAACGCCAGGCGUGGUUGAAGAAGAGGUUCAAAUUCGACUGUGCCUGUGAGGUGUGCGGGCUGGGGCAGCGCCAGCUUCGCGCCAGCGACAGUACUCGUCGCCGGAUUCGGGACCUCACCGAUGCGCUCCACCGUUCUCUGAGCGUGCCCCACAUACCUGUCAACAUUGACACCAUCCGUCAAAAUUACCUCGACGUCCAGGAACUCAUCAAGGGCGAGUUUGGGCCGGACUGCGCUAUGCGAGCCGAGAUCUACGAGCUCGCUUACGACAUUGCGGUUCUUGAGGGGCGGCAGUUCCAUGCCGAACGGCAGGCUCAGGCGGCCUAUGAUAUCCGCGUUGUCGCCCAGGGCUACGAUCACCCUGACGCGGAGGAGAUAUUGAAGACCAUGUGUGACCCGGUCAGUGAUCCGUGUUUUGGCGUAUGCGCUCCUAAGCCUCGUAAUGGUAGGGAUCAGUGA
Messenger RNA from Trichosporon asahii var. asahii CBS 2479, 1065 nucleotides. RefSeq lists its product as uncharacterized. Bases 1 to 1065 code for a protein of 354 amino acids. Gene Ontology annotation, molecular function: protein binding. The record is from RefSeq and is a predicted model, not a curated record. NCBI's taxonomy places the organism in Eukaryota, Fungi, Basidiomycota, Tremellomycetes, Trichosporonales, Trichosporonaceae. The transcript has a single exon.